AUGAACGAGGAUGUCACCACUGUGAGCCCUACGCUAGGGUUUAUCAUCAAAACUAUUGAUUUUAUGGGAUACAAACUCAACAUUUGGGAUGUGGGAGGCCAAAAGACCCUCCGCUCCUACUGGAAAAAUUACUUUGAAAAGACCGACACGCUGGUCUGGGUGGUAGAUGCGACCGAUCGCCUGCGUGUGGACGACUGUCGCCAGGAGCUGGCUGGACUGCUCCUGGAAGAGCGCUUGAUGGGAGCCAGUCUCCUGGUCUUCUUGAACAAGACUGAUGUGGAACAUUGCAUGACGGAGGAGGAGGUGUGCGAGGUGAGUGAACCAUAUCUCCUGCAGUGUCCUCGCUGUCCUCAAAGCGGGGUGACAUGA
Messenger RNA from Penicillium macrosclerotiorum, 369 nucleotides. Its product is annotated as ADP-ribosylation factor-like protein 2. Gene Ontology annotation, molecular function: GTP binding; GTPase activity. The record is from RefSeq and is a predicted model, not a curated record. Gene Ontology annotation, cellular component: microtubule cytoskeleton; cytoplasm. Gene Ontology annotation, biological process: protein folding. Bases 1 to 369 code for a protein of 122 amino acids. The transcript has 4 exons. Lineage: Eukaryota; Fungi; Ascomycota; Eurotiomycetes; Eurotiales; Aspergillaceae.